This is a messenger RNA of Setaria italica (foxtail millet), 914 nucleotides long. Its product is annotated as 40S ribosomal protein S7. The record is from RefSeq and is a predicted model, not a curated record. The transcript is spliced from 5 exons. Lineage: Eukaryota; Viridiplantae; Streptophyta; Magnoliopsida; Poales; Poaceae. Gene Ontology annotation, cellular component: cytosolic small ribosomal subunit; ribosome; small-subunit processome. Gene Ontology annotation, molecular function: structural constituent of ribosome. Bases 96 to 674 code for a protein of 192 amino acids. Gene Ontology annotation, biological process: ribosomal small subunit biogenesis; translation; rRNA processing.
AGCCUUCCUCUCAACCCUAGCGCCGCCGCCGCCGCCCUUCGACCAACCGCGCUCCUAGCGCUGAGCUCCGGCGAAGGUCAGGCAAGCGAGGCAGGAUGUACACCGCGAGGAAGAAGAUCCAGAAGGACAAGGGCCUUGAGCCCUCUGAGUUCGAGACCUCCGUGGCGCAGGCGUUCUUCGACCUGGAGAAUGCGAACCAGGAGCUCAAGAGCGACCUCAGGGACCUCUACAUCAAUUCUGCCUUCCAGAUGGACGUGGCCGGGAGUAGGAAGGCGGUGGUGAUCCACGUGCCCUACAGGCUGCGCAAGGCCUUCAAGAAGAUCCACGUCAGGCUCGUCAGGGAGCUGGAGAAGAAGUUCAGCGGCAAGGAUGUGGUGAUUGUUGCAACAAGGCGGAUCGUGAGGCCACCCAAGAAGGGUUCUGCUGUUGUUCGCCCACGCACCAGAACUCUAACUGCUGUUCAUGAUGGUAUCUUGGAGGAUGUUGUCUACCCGGCUGAGAUUGUGGGAAAACGUGUCAGAUAUCACCUUGAUGGAUCAAAGAUCAUCAAGAUCUUCUUGGACCCAAAGGAGCGCAACAACACUGAGUACAAGCUGGAGACAUUCAGUGCUGUGUACCGCAGGCUUUGCGGGAAGGAUGUGGUCUAUGAGUACCCUGUGACCGAUACUGCCUGAGGAUGCAUCCUGUUGGAUAGCUGACUGUUUUCAUGUAUCAGAUUCUGGGUAUCUUGCUUGAAUAUUUGUCACACCUACUAUGUAUUCUAGAAAUCAAAAUCAAUAGUUUCAAUGCAGAACCUGGUGUUUAGGCCACGAUUGCAAACAAUCAUGAAAAAUGUCGAAUUUUGCUCGCUAAGUUGUGAUAUAUUCACUACAUUAUCUGCCUAUGAUGGUGCGUUUUCAUCAUUUCAUUUUUUA